Molecule: messenger RNA, 1502 nt
Organism: Gekko japonicus
Lineage: Eukaryota; Metazoa; Chordata; Lepidosauria; Squamata; Gekkonidae
Gene: NUP35
Product: nucleoporin 35kDa
Exons: 9
Coding region: 54-1022 (322 amino acids)
Biological process (GO): NLS-bearing protein import into nucleus; nuclear pore organization; regulation of DNA-templated transcription
Cellular component (GO): nuclear pore nuclear basket; nuclear pore central transport channel; nuclear membrane
Molecular function (GO): phospholipid binding; structural constituent of nuclear pore; single-stranded DNA binding
Source: RefSeq, a predicted model, not a curated record
UUUGAAAGUGCCCCGUCCAGCCUGGCCGGAAAGGCUGUCCGCGUGUGGGGUGUAUGGCUGCCUUCACCAUGGAGCUGCCGCUGACUCCCUCCGUGGGUGCUGAGCCAAUGACGCUUGGUUCGCCUACUUCUCCAAAGCCAAGUGCUGGUGCUCAAUUCCUUCCGGGAUUUUUGAUGGGUGACUUACCAACUCCAGUGACACCACAGCCUCGAUCUUCAGCUGGGAUAAUGGAAAUGAGAUCUCCUUUGCUUGCUGGUGGAUCUCCUCCACAGCCAGUAGUUCCAACACACAAAGAUAAAGGGGGUGCUCCACCAGUUAGAAGUAUAUAUGAUGAAGUAGCUAGCCCAGGUCUUGGAUCCACACCUUUAACUUCAAAAAGGCCUGCCGGCUUCUCAGUAACGCAGAGUCCAGCAGCUGGAUCUAUGCCAACAACUCCUGGCACAGGUGUGUUCAGUCCAGCAAGUCUUGCACAACCCAGGAAGACGACAAUGUCUCCAGCUCAGCUAGAUCCAUUCUACACCCAGGGGGAUGCCUUAACAUCAGAGGAUCAUCUUGAUGACACCUGGGUAACUGUGUUCGGGUUUCCUCAAGGAUCUGCUUCAUAUAUCCUGCUACAGUUUGCACAGUAUGGAAACAUAUUGAAGCAUGUGAUGUCUAACACGGGAAACUGGAUGCAUAUCCAUUACCAGUCAAAAUUGCAGGCCCGGAAAGCCUUGAGCAAAGAUGGAAGAAUUUUUGGAGAAUCUAUCAUGAUUGGAGUGAAACCUUGUAUAGAUAAAAGUGUGAUGGAAAAUAUAGACAGAAGUUAUGCGUCAUCCCCUUGUUCCUCCUUCACGCCACCAAUGAAAACGCUAGGUACCCCCGUGCAGCCUUCAAGUGCUCAAAGGAUUUCUACAAUGAGACCUCUUGCCACGGCCUAUAAAGCUUCAACUAGUGACUAUCAGGUGGUUUCUGACAGACAGACUCCUAGGAAAGAUGAAAGCAUCGUGUCCAAAGCUAUGGAGUACAUGUUUGGCUGGUAGUAAGAAACACUAGAGUCCACUUUGCUGGAGGAUGUAACAGGACUACUGGUUGGCUGUAUAACUGUUCAUGGCAGCAUUUCAGAUGUCCUGCCUUUGAAAAAGGAACUUGGCACACAUGUGUUUUGCACUUUAAAGAGCAGCUGGGUGUACACCACUUUUAAGCUGUUCAACCAUUGCGACUAGUGUUUGUCUUGUCUUUAGCCAUGAUUGCAUGACUCAAGUGAGAACUGGCUUACACAUCACACACGAGUCUUGCUUUCAAAACAUUGUCAUGUAUUUCAUAGUUGCCUGGUGGCACGAUUGUCUUCUCCUGAAAAUAUGGUAUUCUUUGCUGCAGCCUUAAGUCAAUAUUGGUUAUUGUGUAAAGAGACACAGAUAGGCUUUACCAAUUUUAAAUGAAAUAUUUUAGUUUGAAUACUUUUCCAUACGUUGAUCAGUGUUCAUAUAAACUCUGGUAGGUUUAUUCUAAAUCAUCAGGUG